GCGAGAUUUGUGUGACCUACAUUUUUUGGUGCUGACCUACUUACGUUCAAACUCUGUUUAUUCACUAUUGCUGAGACUUCCAGCUCUCUAUUUUUCCUGCGUAGACCUAUGUUAAGCUACUCUUCACCGAGAGUUUUGUAUGCUCAUUAUCAAGUCAUAGUUUUUGCAAAAUAGGUCAACGAGACAGAAUAGAUCUAAAUUUGGGAUGGCAGAAAGUUCGGACGACGAUUACACAGAUGACAGUUGGACCUUCUACAGGGACCGAGAAGAGUGGAAAGAUGUAACACCAGUACCACAAGAUGACGGACCCAAUCCUGUAGUAAGGAUAGCUUACUCUGAUCGAUUUGCCGAUGUAUAUGAUUAUUUCCGUGCAAUGGUCAAGAAAGACGAGAGGAGUGAGCGAGCCUUUGAUUUAACAACUGAUGCUGCUGAGUUAAAUUCAGCCAACUAUACAGUCUGGCACUAUAGAAGGGUGUUGCUUAAAGACUUGGACAAAGAUCUUAAUGACGAAUUGGUUUAUAUCACAGAAGUAAUCCAUGAUCACCCGAAAAACUACCAAGUUUGGCAUCACCGUAGAGUGAUAGUGGAAUGGCUAAAGGACCCAUCAAAUGAACUCAAGUUUACUGAGGAGAUUCUACGAGAUGAUGCCAAGAAUUACCAUGCCUGGGAACACAGACAAUGGGUGCUGAGAACAUUUGAUCUCUGGGACAAAGAGCUUGUGUUCACGAACAGACUCAUAAACAACGAUAUUCGCAACAAUUCCGCGUGGAACCAACGCCAUUAUGUAAUUGCCAACACAUCCACCUUUACAGAUGACGUAGUAGAAAGAGAAGUAAAUUAUACAAAAGAGAUCAUCAGCAGAGCCCCAAACAAUGAAAGUGCUUGGAAUUUCCUUAGAGGUGUUCUCCAAGACAGAGAAUUAAGCAGGUACCCCAAACUGAUGGAGUACUGUUUGAACAUGUAUGAACACAGUAUUAGGUCCCCCUAUCUCAUGGCUCUUAUAGUGGACAUGUAUGUAGAACAGAUGGAACUCAAAGAUGUAGAGAAUUCAGUAGCCCUUCCAAAAGCUUUACAGUUUUGUUCUUCACUGGCUUCUGAACACGACACUAUACGUAAGAAUUAUUGGGAAUAUUUAUCACGCUCAAUAACUUGUAAAUAUGGAGAAACUGCAAAAUCCUGAAUUAAAUGAUCUUAGGAAGUUGCUACAGUGUUGAAUGGAGAGUCAGAACUUGAAAUAGGACUCUUGUAACUGUCUGUAUUUGGAGUAUUUACAAAAUCGUAAUCCAAUGAUGCAAUCAACUGAUCAACUGAAUUGAGGCAUGUUACUGUCUAUAGGUGAUAUUCUUAUGCUGGGCUAAAUUUGCAUACAAGAACAUAUUUCAAAAUCUCAAAAAACAUUGUAUCAAUAACACAAAACAAGAAUGUUUUCUCAAAUUCUUAAAACAUACUUUACAGAAAGUACCUAUUUUUAGUUUGGUCGUCACCAUGUAUUUCAACUCUUGUGGCAGUAAUAUGUACAUGUUUAGUUAUUCAAAACAGUAGGACAACAUAAACAACCAAGUUAGGACCUACCAUCUGUACGAGUCAUCAAUGCAAAGACAUUUGUUUGGAAAAAAGUAUGAUCGUGCUCUCUAGAAUAAAGGUCUAUUCCUAUCAACUAACACUAGCUGAUAUUGAUUGAUAAAUUAAUUAUAAUAGUACAGUAGCCAUAAUUUCCUGGCUAAGAUAAAUAAAAAAGUUCAAUAGAUCUAUUCUAAGAAAAAGUUUAUUUUGUAUAUUUGCAGUUUUGUAUUAUUUUGUAUUGUUUGUCCUUUGUGUGUAUUUUGAUGUGCAGGCUAAAUCCAGUAUACAUUGUGGACAUGUGUCGUCAAUCUGUGUGUCAAAAUGAAAUAAAUUAUGAGAAACUCAAAAAUGUGUCUGUUCAGAGAAAAUAUUAAAAGAUGGCGCAUAUGCUAAAGGAAG
Messenger RNA from Owenia fusiformis, 1962 nucleotides. The record is from the annotation of a GenBank genome assembly. NCBI's taxonomy places the organism in Eukaryota, Metazoa, Annelida, Polychaeta, Sabellida, Oweniidae.